Octopus sinensis (East Asian common octopus) is the source of this 1770-nucleotide messenger RNA. Its product is annotated as histone H4 transcription factor. The transcript is spliced from 10 exons. Lineage: Eukaryota; Metazoa; Mollusca; Cephalopoda; Octopoda; Octopodidae. Bases 168 to 1601 code for a protein of 477 amino acids. Gene Ontology annotation, molecular function: DNA-binding transcription factor activity, RNA polymerase II-specific; RNA polymerase II cis-regulatory region sequence-specific DNA binding. The record is from RefSeq and is a predicted model, not a curated record. Gene Ontology annotation, biological process: anatomical structure development; regulation of transcription by RNA polymerase II.
CACACAGUAAAUAAACGGAAGACUAAAUCAGUAAUUAAGAUUUUUCUAAGAAACCGCCACCUUGUCAUUUAAGUAUUUCGCGCUAAAGUCAAAAGUCCCGGGUUAUCUCCCUGUAUCAUCACAUCGUCUCCUGACAACAAGCACCAUAAUUUCUUUUAUUUAUCAAAAUGCCACCCAAAAAAACCUCCAGCAUCGUUCCGGUUAACCCUCGGUUUCUUGAUCUGCCAUGUGAAUGGCAAGAGUGCCAGUUUGUCACUAACGAGAUGGAGAAAUUCAUCAAACACCUCUCUGAACACCUCACCACUUUACUAAGUAGUGUAACUCCUCCAGAACAAGUGCUUGGCUGCUUCAACUGUAAAUGGCGAAACUGUGAUGUUGCUGUUAUUGGACAUAUAUCAGACUACACACGACAUGUUUUCUUCCAUGCAUUCCACACAAAGAUUAAAUGUAUUGGUAGCAUGUUAGUAAAAAACCUUGAAUUACAUGCAUGCACACUAGAUGGCCAGAGCUGUAACUUAAUACCAGAUUUACCUGAAUGCCUACAAUGUGGAUGGACUCAUUGUGGGGCUGUAUAUGAUAAUCCAGAAUUCUUUUAUCGACAUGUAGAUUUUCAUGCUGAUAGCUUUCCAAAUGGGAACAAUUUAAAAGGAGGCUGUGCUUGCCAGUGGGAAGGAUGUGAUGUUAACGUUAAAAGCAAGCAUAAGCUACGUGAACACCUCAGGAGUCACACUCAACAAAAGUUAGUUGCUUGUCCGAAUUGCGGUGGGCUGUUUUCAAGUCGAACAAAAUUCUUUGACCAUCUUGAACGGCAAAAGGAUGUUCAGUGUUACCAGUGUUCAUAUUGUAACAAGAAAUUCCAAACCGAAAGAUUAAUGCGAGAUCAUGUUCGGAUCCAUGUGAACUGUUACAAGUGCCCAUUAUGUGAUAUGACAUGCCCAAACCCACAUGGUCUUAGAAAUCAUCUUCGAUACAAGCAUACAAGUGAACGGCAGUAUAACUGCCUUGAAUGUGACUACAGGAGUAAAACACCUUCAGAUCUACGGCGCCACAUGGAGACUCAUUCAGAAAACACCAUUAUGUGCCAUGUAAAAGGAUGUUGUUUUGUGACUCGUCUUUACCAGUGCUUGGCUUCUCAUUACCAAAAAACACAUCAGGGUAUUGACACUCAUCGCUUUGCUUGUCAUAUUUGUGAAGCUUUUUUCACAAGAGGGUCUCUACUUACGAAGCAUCUUAAAAAGACACACAAAUACAAACUUCCAUCUGGUUAUUCAAGAUUUCGUUACACUAUGAGCCAAGAUGGUUUUUGGCGCCUGCAAACUGUACGUUACGAAAGUGUCAAUUUAAUAGAACAAGUCAUUGUCAAUGUUGCUGAUGCCACCGCUAAUUCUGAAGAGAUGGCAUCAUCAGAAAGCUGUGAUCCAGCACCUACCACAGAAUUAGUCAGUACAACAUACAAUCUAGAGAUGUUAGGAGAUGUAGCCCUUCAUACGCCUAGUAAACUGGAUAUUGUCACUGAAAAAGUAACUGAAGAGGAUGGAGUAAAGGCUAAAGAUAGUUUUAUUAACACUGACGACAUCGAAAUGGAGAAGGUCACUCAGUGAAACCUUUUUCCACUUUCAUAUCGCUUUUAUUCAAAUCGCAGUAUGUAACUUUGCGAAUGCUGAUGUUUUAUGUUUUAGCAUUCUUUAAAUAUCACUGCUUCUAAUUUGAACAUUACCUUCUGCCUUAUCUAAAAUGUAUAUAUUUCUCAUCUGUUAAUAAUCUUAUGUA